Salvelinus namaycush (lake trout) is the source of this 1875-nucleotide messenger RNA. Its product is annotated as cholinesterase-like. The record is from RefSeq and is a predicted model, not a curated record. Gene Ontology annotation, molecular function: acetylcholinesterase activity. Bases 1 to 1875 code for a protein of 624 amino acids. NCBI's taxonomy places the organism in Eukaryota, Metazoa, Chordata, Actinopteri, Salmoniformes, Salmonidae. The transcript has 8 exons. Gene Ontology annotation, biological process: choline metabolic process; acetylcholine catabolic process. Gene Ontology annotation, cellular component: plasma membrane.
AUGGUGACCACUCACACACACAUCACCCUGUCACUCCUGCUGUUCCACAUUCUCCCGGCCACAACGACUCAGGUUGAUGACCUCAUCGAUGACGUCAUUGUUGCCACGGACCGUGGCAGAGUCCGGGGCACUCGGCUUCCCGUACCAGGUGGUGGAUAUGUCAGGGCAUUCCUGGGAAUUCCCUAUGGGAACCCCCCCGUUGGGGAACUGCGUUUUCGCCCUCCUCAGCCUGCAGAUGGGUGGACAGGGGUACUACACGCCACACACUACCCCAACUCCUGCCUCCAACCCCAGGAUGCAUUAUUUCCUGGGUUCCGUGGAGCUGAGAUGUGGAACCCCAACACCAAGAUGAGUGAAGACUGUCUCUACCUCAACAUAUGGACUCCUCCCCCUUUGUUUAAGACACACCCUAAACGUUACAAGAGCUCCUCCCCUGGUUCCUCAUUGGCUCCUGUCAUGGUGUGUAUAUACGGAGGCGGGUUCACUACAGGCACCGCCUCCCUAGACCUGUAUGACGGACAAUUCCUUAGCCAAUCAGAAGGUGUCGUGGUGGUGUCUAUGAACUACAGGCUCGGCCCAUUGGGUUUCCUGUCUCUUCCUGAGAGCGAGGGUGUCCGUGGUAACGCUGGAAUGCUGGACCAGCGCUUGGCUCUGUACUGGGUAGCCAAUAACAUUGCUGCCUUCGGUGGCGACCCUUCAAAGGUGACGUUGUUUGGGGAAAGUGCUGGCUCUGCGUCUGUAGGUCUCCAUCUCCUCUCCCCUGGCAGCCAUGGUCUGUUCAACAGGGCAAUACUACAGAGUGGUUCUCCUAACACUCCAUGGGCUGUCAUGACUCAACAGCAGGCCUGGAACAGGUCCCUGUCCCUGGGUAGGCUGCUGGGUUGUCCCCUGGCACCUCUGGCUGUCUUGGAGCAGUGUCUACAGAAAGCCCAUCCAGAGGAUAUAAUCAAGCAACAGUACAACGUCCUCUCUCUCCCCACACUCCUAGCAUUACCAUUUACCCCCUCUGUCGACCAAAACUUCCUACCAGACAUGCCAGAGGUUCUGCUCCGGACGGGACACUUCCUGAAGACAGAGGUGCUGAUUGGUUUGAACCAAGAUGAGGGGACCUACUUCCUGGUUUACGGGGCGCCAGGAUAUGACAUCACUAGCCAGAGCCUGAUCAGCAGGGAGAACUUCCUGAAAGGGGUGGACCUAGUGUUGCCGGGUUUCAGUGAUGUCGCAAGGGAGACAGCCAUCUUCCAGUACACUGAUUGGACGGAUGAGAAUAGUGGGAUGAAGAAUCGUGAUUUGCUUGGGCGAAUGUUGGGAGACCGUGAUUUUAACUGCCCUGUGCUGGAGUUUGCCCAGAGGUACACAGAACACGGGGGUAAGGCCCACCUCUUCCUGUUUGAUCACCACUCCUCCACCAAUCCCUGGCCAGCAUGGAUGGGCGUGAUGCACGGCUAUGAGAUUGAGUUUGUCUUUGGAAUGCCGCUGAACAGAACCCUGGGAUACCUGGAGGAGGAAGUGGUCAUGAGCAGGAGGAUGAUGAAGUACUGGGCAAACAUGGCUAGGACCGGGAACCCAAGCAUAGAGGAAGGGGAUUGGACACUUUUCACCGUGGACCAACAGGAAUAUAUCACCCUAAACUCAUCCCCUCCACACACACAAAAGAGGCUUGCAGCUCAUCAAUGCCAGUUCUGGAACAACUUCCUCCCCAAACUGCAGGACGUCACUGUGAGCGUAGAUGAGUUAGAACAGCAGUGGAGGAAUCACUUCCAUCGUUGGAUGUCGUACAUGUUGGAGUGGAAGAAUUACUACUCUGACCACAGCAUGAGCAGCCCAGAGGGUCAGAAGCAGCAGGACUGUGACCAGAGGCCCUUGGAGCCCUAG